CUAUUGCAGAUCACAAGCUUCUGGUAAAGUAGUAAGUGGAGAAGAACAUUUUUCAAGCAAAAAGUGCCUGGCUUGGUUUUAUGAAUAUGCAGGUCCCGAUGAAGUUGUGGGGCCCGAAGGAAUGGAAAAGUUCUGUGAAGACAUUGGUGUUGAGCCUGAAAAUAUUAUUAUGUUAGUUUUAGCCUGGAAACUAGAGGCUGAAAGCAUGGGAUUUUUUACCAAGGAAGAAUGGUUAAAAGGAAUGACCUCACUACAGUGUGACUCUACAGAAAAAUUACAGAGUAAAUUUGACUUCUUGCGGUCACAGUUGAAUGACAUUUCAUCCUUUAAGAAUAUCUACAGAUACGCCUUUGAUUUUGCAAGGGAUAAGGACCAGCGAAGUCUUGAUAUUGAUACUGCAAAAUCCAUGUUAGCCCUUCUGCUUGGAAGAACUUGGCCACUGUUUUCAGUAUUUUAUCAAUACUUGGAGCAAUCGAAGUAUAGAGUUAUGAACAAGGAUCAGUGGUACAAUGUGCUAGAGUUCAGCAGAACUGUCCAUGCAGAUCUUAGCAACUAUGAUGAAGAUGGUGCAUGGCCUGUACUUCUGGAUGAAUUUGUUGAAUGGCAAAAGGUUCGUCAAGCGUCAUAGCAAGAACUGAAAAGAAAAUGCAAAAGUUCUUUUGGUGCCCGCCUGCACACAAACUAAUAAGAAAAACAAAGGACUGCAUUUUCAUUCUUAAGAAAGACUUUACAGUAACUUUUUUCCUUUUCUAAGGAAAUUUUCUUGUUACAUGUGAUAUGGGCAUUGAACCACACCUCUUCUGAGACUGAAAGUUGGAGUUCUUGUUUUGAGUCUUAUGUUUAUAGCAUUUAUUUCAGAACAAUAAAGAUUCAGAUUUGUGACAAAGGC
Mesitornis unicolor (brown roatelo) is the source of this 889-nucleotide messenger RNA. RefSeq names its product DCN1, defective in cullin neddylation 1, domain containing 5 (gene DCUN1D5). Gene Ontology annotation, biological process: positive regulation of ubiquitin-protein transferase activity; protein neddylation. The annotation marks the transcript as partial. Gene Ontology annotation, cellular component: ubiquitin ligase complex. The transcript is spliced from 7 exons. Gene Ontology annotation, molecular function: cullin family protein binding; ubiquitin-like protein binding; ubiquitin conjugating enzyme binding. NCBI's taxonomy places the organism in Eukaryota, Metazoa, Chordata, Aves, Mesitornithiformes, Mesitornithidae. The record is from RefSeq and is a predicted model, not a curated record.